This is a messenger RNA of Plenodomus lingam JN3, 1002 nucleotides long. The record is from RefSeq and is a predicted model, not a curated record. Lineage: Eukaryota; Fungi; Ascomycota; Dothideomycetes; Pleosporales; Leptosphaeriaceae.
AUGUUCUUGUUGGUUUCCCUUGUUCAGCCUCGUCGCCCGCGCAAGUACCGCCUCGCUAGUGGCCUAGCCGGAGCCGAGUCCUCGGACGAAUCAGCACGCGGAGGCCUUGUUCAUGGCACCCAGUCUCGCCGAAUUACGAAGCCAACUGGUGCCACAUCAAGCCUCAAGACCAGCUCGAGGCCCUCUCCUACCUGCACCUUGAAGUCACCACAGCCUUUCCUCUCUCGAUCCGAGGCUGCCUUUCCUCAGCUACUAGAUCGAAAAGCCUUGUCUCAGUCCCAAACUUCUGUCGUGGACGGGCGCAAUACGGACGCCUACAUGUAUGCUAUGGAGAUGCUAGCAUACCUAUGGGUCCCUUUGUAUGCUACGUCUGGCCUGCACUUUUCUUCAGCUUACGGCAUUUGGCGUACAAUGGUCCCCCACGGCCAUCCGAGGCGGACGACCUGGGCUCGCACCGUGGGGCCGGCUUCACAACACAAGUGCCAUGACGCUGGUCUGAAUGGAACCCUGUUAGCUCGCUAUAUGCCAGCUUCCGGCUGGUUACCAAUAAAAAAGGAUGCGAGUCUACGCAUAUCGACUCUCCACCGGCGGAAGGGAAUGAAUCGGGCACCUGAAGGCAGCUCGGUCCCUGGUCGACAUUACGAAUCACGCAAUAGUGGCUUUAUGCGUCUGACCCAUACACAACAUGGUCGAUAUGACUUUGUGCAAUUGAUUACACAGCCUGGACCAAUCCUAUGGUCUACAUGCCGUGUCACGGCUUACUUUUGCAGGUUUUCGACAUCAUUCGCUCAGAGAGUAGCCAUCGCUACGAUCCAUGGAUGCUGCAUGCCGGGCGCUGAUGAACAGGAGCACUUCAAUAGGAAUGUGCGCUGCGUGUUAUUCACCUCGGAUUACACUCGAAGCAGCUUGCAGUAUUAUAUGUACGAGGCUGUGGAAGCCUCCAGCGUCAUGGCCAAGUCCAGAUUUUUCAGCAAGUCAGAUGGCGCCUUAGUGACAAAGUGA